GGUAGUCCAAUAUCCUCAUGGAAUCCCCUGCAAACGAACAUUUUCCAGACUGUCAGCGAUCGCCGAGAGAGCCUACUAUCAACUCUUGACGAAGAAAACCAUCGUUCACACUUCGCUGCGCGUGACGUUGAAGAGUGAAAGCGCGGGCGUUGUCUCGAAGACCCAGAUGAUUCUUGGCCCAUAACAAAUAUGGCGACACGCAGGUCUUCUUCUUGAAUCGAGACGGCUCAUUCUGUGCGACCGCCGUUCGUCGCCGUUCGCUAUUUCUUGGAUGCUGUGAUCUCUCGGAGAUAUGGGUUAGGCCCCCCAUCGCUCAGCGGCAGAAAUGGGCAGUAGCUGUUGCAAACCGUCGAAAGAAGAAAACGAUGAGGUCUGUCACGGUCACUUCACCGGGGCGGAAUCUGCGGUGCAAAUGGAGCGAUUGGUUCGCGAUGCUCUCGCGCUGCUCCGAACCUUCGAAAACCAGGAUCAGGAGCCGCCAGCCUUCGUCACGCAGCUGAUCCGCCUGGCGGACAAGAAGUGGGUGCUCGUCGUUGAGACCCUCUGCAGAAUCGUUCCUCUGGAUGAUCCUCUGGGACCCGGUAUGAUAUCGACGGUGCUCGACGAUUGCCCUCUCCCGAGCAGAGAAGAUCUGAUGGACUUCGUCGAUCUUCUCACGACAUUACCAACCGGAGAUUAUGCGUACGAGAAAAAUUUAUGCGUCGUGCUUGCUCUGCUAGCGGACAAGCUGGCUGGUCCCUCCGCGGUCAGCCUUCUCAACACGACGACGUUGACAUUCCUCACUGAAAGAUUGGACUACCGCAGAAACCAGGAUACUCAGGUGAUUCUCUUCUCCCUUCUCGUGCUCGAGAAAUUCGCGCAAACUCUAGAAAACAAAGUCAUCAUCGAGCGCUUCAUCGCCGAGCAACCCGACAUGGAAGUUCAUCCGCUCAGAACUCUGGAAGAGUGGGUUGAUGAAUCAGAUCUCGUCCGACGUCAAGUUGGCUUCUGCGCACAGUGGGCUCUCGACAACAUCUUCAUCCUUCCCGAUAGAGAACUAUCCUAUCAGAAAGUCGAUAUGACUGGAAUAAAUGUCAGGCUCAAUGACAAUGACGCGUCAGAAUACUUGAAAAUAUCACCCAAUGGAUUGGAAGCUCGCACAGAUGCCAGUUCUUUCGAAUUCGUUCGAUCUACUUUUGAGGUUUCCCGAGGCUGUUGGUAUUACGAGGUUCAUCUGGUGACAAGCGGUAUCAUGCAGAUCGGUUGGGCCACCCGCGACUCGAGGUUCUCUAAUCAUGACGGCUGCGGUAUUGGAGAUGAUCAGUAUUCGAUCGCAUACGACGGAUGUCGUCAAAGUAUCUGGCAUCGGGCGAGAAAGACGCCGAUCGAUCAUAAAGAAUGGCAGCCAGGCGAUAUUCUCGGCUGCCUGCUGGACAUCGAUCGACAGGAUUGCAUAUUCUCGUUGAAUGGCGUCGCCUUGCCGGCCGUGCUCUGUUCAGGAAUCUUCGAUUCCACGAAAGGCUCGGGAUUUUUCGCGGCUGCGUCUUUCAUGACCUACCAACAGUGCCGCUUCAAUUUCGGCCUCCAUGAGCUAGUCUAUCCGCCGGUGGAUCGAAAGUACCAGUGCUUCAACCAGUGCGCGGAGCUGAGCCCCGAAAAUGCAAGAGUCAUCCCGCGGCACGUCAAACUGCGGAGGAGCUCAAUAGGUGUGGCGAAUGCCUGUUCGAUAUGCGUAGACUUCGAAGCUACUAUCCAGUUGAAACCGUGUGACCAUUCGGGUUUCUGUGUGAAGUGCGCUAACCUCCUUGAAAGCUGUCCUCUCUGUAGAGCCGACAUAUUUGAGAGACGGAGCAUUUCAUAGUCAUUCCGGGGUAGAUCAAGUCCGAGGAGCGGGAUACUUAACAAGCUGCCGUGAUCGGGAACACAUGUUGCCAACUGCACAUUAGGAAUGUGAGAGUCCUCGGCUUAACUUAUGUAGCAAUCACCCGGUAACGGAGAGCAUAUUGGACUUAUGCAGUCUUCGGGUCCUGACCCCAAGUCCUACGAUCCUCGUGGUCGGAACUCGCUCAUGCCUUUGAAUAAUCCACUCAGUCAGCUCAAAGCGUGAUCGGUUUCAUCGGUCACGCCCCCUCUUCCGUGCACGAAGCGCGGUUGGCGACGACGGCAUCAAUAUUUUCAGCGAGGGAAAAUCAUCGACUUCUCGUCCACGAUUCAGGAGAGAGCCCCGGCAGCGGUUUCGUCGAUAGAUCCGCGACUCGAUCCGGUUUACUUCAUUCAUGCAUGCACUCGUUCCUAAUCCGAAGUUGACGCGCA
Molecule: messenger RNA, 2292 nt
Organism: Galendromus occidentalis (western predatory mite)
Lineage: Eukaryota; Metazoa; Arthropoda; Arachnida; Mesostigmata; Phytoseiidae
Product: RING finger and SPRY domain-containing protein 1
Exons: 9
Coding region: 326-1840 (504 amino acids)
Cellular component (GO): cytoplasm
Molecular function (GO): ubiquitin-protein transferase activity; protein binding
Source: RefSeq, a predicted model, not a curated record